Molecule: messenger RNA, 1221 nt
Organism: Rotaria socialis
Lineage: Eukaryota; Metazoa; Rotifera; Eurotatoria; Philodinida; Philodinidae
Source: the annotation of a GenBank genome assembly
AUGGUAGAAAGUUUGUUAAUCGUUAAAAAUGCAAGUUUUGAUAAUGAAGACAGUGCACAUCAGGAAACUAAUACUCCAUCAUUGAAUACAGAUGACGAUGAAUCAAUAUCAGUUGAUGGUUCUCAACAACCUUUAGAAAACGUAUCCAAAACAUCACAAUCUGAGUUUGUUACAGAAAAUAUACAACCAGAAAAAAUUAAAAAGAAAAAAAAACGUCCAACUGAACCAACGAACGGCAAUGAGUCCAAGAAACGAAGUAAUAGAAAACGUUCCUGGUAUACUAAAAUCGAUCUUGUAAAACCAAUAAUAUUUAUUACUAGUUUACUAUUAAUUUAUUUAAUUUGGGUGAACCGCGACGUUUUAAUAGUUCGAUUAUUAACGUCAAAUGCUCGUGUUCGUCAUACGGCAAUAAUGAUGGAGCAUAUUUUGCAUGAAGAAGUUAAUUUACCUCCAGGAUCAUCAAUUAAAGAAUCUUCAUCAAUAGCUUCUUCUGCUUCUGCGUCUGCUUCUGCGUCUGCUUCUUCUUCUUCGCUUUCUUCCCCUGAAGAUGAAAUUAUUGGUGGUAACAAUGAUCAUAUUAAUGAUAAUAAUAACGAUAAUAUAAAUCAUGACCAGUCAUCCUUAACAGACAAUGAUGAUGAUUCUCCAAAAGUAACUAGUAAACACAGUAGUUCACAAAAAGUCAAUCUACGAACUCGAAGAAAUAAAAUGAGUUUUAGCAAAGAACGUCCAAAGAAGAAGAAUCAUCGUUUACGACAUCUGACUAUCGAUGACGAUAGUGCCAAUGAUGAUGUAGGCGAUGAUGAUGACGAUGACGAUGACGAUGACGAUGUUUUAGAAGACAAUACUGAUAAAAUUGUGAUUAAUCCAAGUAAAAUCAAAGAACCUAUUUCACCAUCGACUAUUCAUUCUUCAAAAAAGUAUCAUCAUAAGCGUCAUCAAUCUGCUGCAUCUCACGAAGAAAAGAAAAAAGGACCAGCGAGUUCAAAGGCUAAUAGUGUUUUACCUGCAAAUGAAGAUGUCGUCGAGCAAUUACGAAAAGUUAUUAAAGCUCAAGGUGGACACCGAGACUUUACAAAAGCAUUAAGCAAAGCAACUGGCUUAAAAGAAGCAAUAAUAAAUCGAUUUAUUCAUGACAAAGAUUAUAGUGUGAUCACAUUGCAUACUUUUAUUGCUCUUUUGAACUCAUUUGAUUCAACACUUCUAAUUUUACCAAAAUAA